CCGCGCCUAGCGCUGCCCGCCUCGGCCAUGUCCGCCGCGCAGCUCUACACCAAGUACACUAGGGUUUGGAUUCCUGACCCUGAUGAAGUUUGGAGAUCUGCAGAAAUUAUCAAGGACUACAAAGAGGAAGAUAAAAGCCUCCAUCUGAAGCUGGAAGAUGAAACUCUCUAUGAAUAUCCUGUUGACCCUCAAGGGAAUGAGCUGCCUUUCCUGCGCAACCCAGAUAUCCUGGUGGGAGAGAAUGACCUGACAGCCCUGAGCUACCUGCAUGAGCCAGCAGUCCUCCACAACCUCAAAGUCAGGUUCCUCGAGUCCAACCAUAUCUACACAUACUGUGGUAUUGUGCUUGUUGCCAUCAAUCCGUAUGAGCAGCUGCCAAUCUAUGAGCAAGAUGUCAUCUAUGCCUACAGUGGCCAGAACAUGGGGGACAUGGAUCCUCACAUCUUUGCAGUGGCAGAGGAGGCCUACAAGCAGAUGGCCAGGGAUGAGAAGAACCAGUCCAUCAUCGUGAGCGGGGAGUCGGGCGCUGGGAAGACUGUCUCUGCCAAAUACGCGAUGCGCUUCUUUGCAACCAUCGGCGGCUCUGCCAGUGAGACCAACAUUGAAGCCAAAGUCCUGGCAUCCAGCCCAAUUAUGGAGGCGAUUGGCAACGCGAAAACCACGAGGAAUGACAACAGCAGCCGCUUUGGGAAGUACGUUCAGAUUGGCUUUGACAAGAGAUACCACAUCAUUGGUGCCAACAUGAGGACUUACCUGUUGGAAAAAUCACGAGUUGUGUUCCAGGCAGAGGAUGAGCGCAACUACCACAUCUUCUAUCAGCUUUGUGCCUCAGCAAGUCUUCCAGAAUUCAAAGACCUUGGACUAACAUGUGCUGAAGACUUUUUCUACACUUCUCAGGGAGGUGACACAUCUAUCGAUGGUGUGGACGACGCUGAUGACUUUGAGAAAACCAGGCAUGCCUUCACCUUGCUUGGAGUGAAGGAGUCUCAUCAGGUGACCAUUUUUAGGAUCAUUGCUGCCAUUCUGCACCUGGGGAACCUGGAAAUCCAAGCGGAGCAGGACGGUGAUGCCUGUAGCAUCUUGAGCGAGGACGAGCACCUGAACAACUUCUGUGACCUGCUGGGGGUGGAGCACAGCCAGAUGCAGCACUGGCUUUGCCACCGCAAACUGGUCACCACGGCUGAGACCUACGUGAAGAACAUGUCCUUGCAGCAAGCAGUGAAUGCCAGGAAUGCCUUGGCCAAGCACAUCUAUGCCCAGCUCUUCAACUGGAUCGUGCAGCACAUCAACAAGGCCCUGCACACCACGGUCAAGCAAUACUCCUUCAUCGGUGUGCUUGAUAUCUACGGGUUUGAAACUUUUGAAGUGAAUAGCUUUGAGCAGUUCUGUAUCAACUAUGCCAACGAAAAGCUCCAGCAGCAGUUCAACUUGCAUGUGUUCAAGCUGGAGCAAGAAGAGUACAUGAAGGAGGGAAUCCCUUGGACUCUCAUUGACUUCUAUGAUAACCAGCCCUGCAUAGACCUUAUAGAGGCAAAACUUGGUGUCUUGGACCUUCUGGAUGAAGAGUGUAAGGUUCCCAAAGGCACCGACCAGAACUGGGCUCAGAAGCUGUACGACCGGCACGGCAGCAGCCAGCACUUCCAAAAGCCUCGCAUGUCCAACACCUCCUUCAUCAUCCUGCACUUUGCUGACAAGGUGGAAUAUCAGAGUGAGGGAUUUCUGGAGAAGAACAGGGACACUGUGUACGAGGAGCAGAUCAACAUCCUGAAGGCCAGCAAGUAUCAAAUGGUAGCAGACUUGUUCCAAGAUGAGAAGGAUGCUCCACCCACCACUUCCAUGGGAAAGGGAACAUCUAAAAUCAGUGUCCGUUCUGCCAGACCAGUAAUCAAAGCUGCCAAUAAGGAGCACAAGAAAACAGUGGGACACCAGUUCCGCAAUUCCCUGCAUUUGCUCAUGGAGACCCUGAACGCCACCACCCCCCACUACGUGCGCUGCAUCAAGCCCAACGAUGAGAAGCUGCCCUUCAAGUUUGAUCCCAGGAGAGCAGUGCAGCAGCUGAGAGCUUGUGGAGUGCUGGAGACCAUCCGCAUCAGUGCUGCUGGCUUCCCCUCCAGAUGGUCCUACCACGACUUCUUCAACAGGUAUCGUGUUCUUAUGAAAAAGAGAGACCUCUCGAAGAACGACAAAAAGCAGAUUUGUCAGACCCUCCUGGAAGAUCUCAUUAAGGAUCCAGACAAGUUCCAGUUUGGACGUACCAAGAUCUUUUUCCGUGCAGGCCAGGUGGCAUAUCUGGAGAGGCUACGAGCAGAUAAGUUCAGAGCUGCCACAAUCAUGAUUCAGAAGACAGUGAGGGGCUGGCUGCAGAGGGUCAAGUACCAAAGGCUGAGACAAGCUGCCAUCCUCAUCCAGAGGCACACACGUGGACACCUGGCACGGAGACUUGCUGAGCACCUGAGGAGGACAAGAGCUGCCAUCACCUUCCAGAAGCAGUACCGAAUGCUGCGGAUCCUCCGAGCUUUCCAGAAGGUCCGCAAGGCCACCCUCACCAUUCAGGCUUUUGCUCGGGGCAUGUUUGUCAGGAGGACUUAUCACAAGAUCCUGGCAGAGUACAAAGCCACCAUCCUGCAGAAGUACGCCCGGGGCUGGUUGGCCCGCAUGCGCUUCCUCAGGCUCAGGGGGGCCACCCUUGUCCUCCAGUGCUGCUACCGCCGCAUGAAGGCCAGGCAGGAGCUGAAGGCACUGAAGAUUGAGGCCCGUUCAGCCCAGCACCUGAAGAAGCUCAACAUUGGCAUGGAGAACAAGGUGGUCCAGCUUCAAAGGAAGAUCGAUGAGCAGAACAAGGAAUACAAACUUCUGAAUGAGCAGCUCUCUACACUCACAUCUGCCCACUCCUCCGAGGUGGAAAAGUUGAAGAAGGAGCUGCUGCAGUAUCAGCAGAGUCACCAGGGUGAUGGCAACCAGCUGGUCAGCUUGCAAGAAGAGAUGGAGCAUCUUCGUCUGGAGCUUGAAAGAGCUCAUGGGGAGAGGAAGGUUGUGGAAGACAGCUACACCAAGGAGAAAGAUCUGCUGAGAAAGAGGAUAUCUGACUUGGAAGAAGAAAAUGCUCUCCUGAAGCAGGAAAAAGAGGAGCUGAACAGCAGGAUCCUGUGUCAAGCUGAAGAUGAACUUGCACAAAACACAGUUGAGGAAAACAUCCAGAUGAAGAAAGAGCUGGAAGAAGAAAGGUCUCGUUACCAGAACCUGGUAAAAGAAUAUUCAGGGCUGGAGCAGAGAUAUGACAACUUGAGGGAUGAAAUGACUGUUAUAAAGCAAGCACCAGGGCACAGGAGGAACCCAUCCAACCAGAGCAGCUUGGAGUCUGAUUCCAAUUAUCCAUCCAUCUCAACCUCUGAACUAGGAGAUACCGAGGAUGUGAUACAGCAAGUGGAGGAGGUUGGGAUGGAGAAAGCAGCCAUGGACAUGACCCUCUUCCUAAAGCUCCAGAAGAGAGUGAGGGAGCUCGAGCAGGAGAGGAAGAAGCUGCAAACCCAGCUGGAGAAAAAAGAGCAAGAGAGCAAGAAAUCCCAGGUGAUGGAAACAAAGACUGAAGGGACUUCAGAGCAUGAAGAUUUUGCAUACAACAGCCUGAAGAGGCAAGAGCUGGAGUCAGAGAACAAGAAGCUGAAAAAUGAACUCAAUGAGCUGAGGAAGGCUCUGGCAGAACGAGCAACCCAGAACAACUCCUCCAGUGACAUUCAGGACAGCUACAACCUCCUCCUGAAUCAGCUGAAAUCGGCCAGCGAGGAGCUGGAAGUGAGGAAGGAAGAGGUGCUCAUCCUGAGGACGCAGAUUAUGAAGGCAGCCCAGCAAAAAGAGAUGGGGAAAAACAUGGAGAGCAUCACCACCAGUGCCAGCUGGCCCAACAGUGACAAGCACAUUGACCAGGAGGACGCGAUUGAAGCCUACCAGGGGAUGUGUGAGACCAACCGCAAGACUGAGGACUGGGGGUAUCUCAAUGAAGAUGGAGAGCUCGGCUUGGCUUACCAAGGUUUAAAGCAAGUUGCCAGGUUGCUGGAAGCCCAGCUGCAGGAUCAGAGGAGAGAGCAUGAGGAGGAGAUAGAAGCUUUGAAAACCCAAGUGGAUGCCCUGCAAGAAGAGAUGGAGAAGCAGCACCAGGCUUUCCUGCAGACCCUGCAGCUGUCUCCUGAGGCCCAGGUGGAGUUUGGACUUCAGCAAGAAAUCACACGGCUCACCAAUGAAAAUCUGGAUCUUAAAGAAUUGCUGGAAAGGUUGGAAAAGAACGAAGGGAAGCUGAAGAAGCAGCUGAAGAUUUACAUGAAGAGGGUCCAAGAUUUUGAAGCAUCCCAAGCCGUGGUGCCAGCGGAGAGAAGGCGGCACGAGCAGAGCAUGCAAGUUUCAGUCCAGAGGAAAGAGAAGGAUUUUCAGGGCAUGUUGGAAUAUUAUAAAGAAGAUGAGCCACUCCUCAUCCGAAACCUCAUUACAGAUCUCAAGCCCCAGACAGUGUCUGCUACUGUUCCCUGCCUCCCUGCCUACAUCCUCUACAUGUGCAUCAGGCACGCAGAUUACAUCAACGAUGACCAGAAAGUGCACUCCUUGCUCACCUCCACCAUCAAUGGCAUUAAGAAGGUGCUGAAGAAACACAACGAUGACUUCCAGCUGACGUCGUUCUGGCUGGCGAACACGUGUCGCCUCCUGCACUGCCUGAAGCAGUACAGCGGGGAUGCGGAUUUCAUGACCCAAAACACGCCGAAGCAGAACGAGCACUGCCUGAAGAACUUUGACCUGACCGAGUACCGCCAGGUGCUGAGCCACCUCUCCAUCCAGAUCUACCAGCAGCUCAUCAAGAUAACAGAGGCCAUUCUCCAACCCAUGGUCGUGUCUGCGGUGUUGGAAAAUGAGAGUAUCCAAGGACUUUCUGGUGUCAAACCAAUGGGCUACAGGAAUCGCUCCUCCAGCAUGGAAGAUGGUGACAACUCUUACAGCUUACAUGCCAUCAUUCAUCAGCUCAACACCUUCCACAGCAUCAUGAGUGACCAGGGGCUGGACCCAGAGAUUGUGCAGCAGGUCUUCAAGCAGCUCUUCUACAUGAUCAACGCUGUUGCCCUCAACAACCUCCUGCUGAGGAAGGAUGUCUGCUCGUGGAGCACAGGCAUGCAGCUGAGGUUUAACAUAAGCCAGCUGGAGGACUGGCUGCGUGGGAAGAAUCUGCAGCAGAGUGGAGCAGCACAGAUGUUGGAGCCCUUGAUUCAGGCAGCCCAGCUCCUGCAGCUGAAGAAGAAAACUUCAGAAGAUGCUGAGGCCAUCUGCUCCUUGUGCACGUCGCUCAGCACGCAGCAGAUUGUGAAGAUACUUAACCUCUACACUCCUGUGAAUGAGUUUGAAGAACGUGUGACGGUCACUUUCAUACGAGACAUACAGAUGCACUUGCAAGAGCGAAACGACCCUCCACAGCUGUUCUUAGACUUCAAGCACAUGUUCCCUGUCAUGUUUCCCUUCAACCCAUCCUCCAUAACCAUGGACUCCAUUCACCUCCCUGCUUCUCUCAACUUGGAAUUUCUCAGUAAAGUCUGAAGAGAAUAUAAUUAAGCCCACCUACCCAGAGGCCUCCAGCAAAGAAAGAAAAAUCACAAAAGGAACUGAAGGAGCUCUUGAAAUAUGGACCAAACAGGUGCCUAGAAGAACCAAGACAUGGUAAUAAAUGGAUGUUAAACUGUACAGUGAAAAAAAAAAAAAAAGGACUGAUCUGUAUGUGAUUAUUUGCAGCUCAGAAAUAAGGAUACUUGAAAUGUAGAUGUAUUGGUUUUUACUGCUUGAUUUUAUGUUGACAUAGUUCAAAGCCCAUAAUCAUCUCCAAAAGCCACUAGGAGGGAAGCAUGGUGAGUGGGAGACAACUUGUUUGAUCUUCAUAGGUGUCUGUGAAGAAAUGGCAGUUAAAUCAAAAUCUGAGACACUUAUGCUGCCUUGAAGGACACGUGAGUUGUCCAACACCUCUGGGGGGGUUGUGUGGAUUAAUAACAGGACGUGCAGUUCUGUUCUUGCUAGAAACUGUAUCAGGGUUAUGAGUUGAGAAGGGAAAUUGCAGAAGGUGCAAGGAUGUGUUUGUCACACCUCUUGAGGUCACGGGCUUCCAUGCUGCUGGUUUCCACUGAGGUGGAAUUUGCCACCAAUUCUAUGUUUGAGAAAUGGUGUCGCUCUUCCCAACUGCAUCCGGUGCAUCUGCUUCCUGGGAAUUCAACGAAAUUGGCAGUUUGGACUUGAUUCUGUGACUAAAUUUCCAUUAGUGACUUGCCAAGUGUUGGUCCUAGUGAAAUAACCUUGAGACAAGGGACUGGCUGGGGCCUCCUGCUUCUAUUGUAGAUCAUCCUGAUUCUAUUGGCUUUCCAUGAGCUUCCUCAAGGCCAAAACCUUCCUCCAGUGGCUCUCAAGGUUCUUAAACCUCUUAGGUGGCCUGGGUCAGAAUCUCACUGAGAGAUAAGACAUGCCCAGUUUAAUCAUCAGGUUCCCAGUUCAGUGGGUUAGUCCUUAGCCAUAAUCCAGGGAAAAUUCAGUUCAUCCAAAAUGUGACUAGGACUUAGAUAAAUGAAGGAUACUUGAAAAAAAGUUAUAAAACAAAAGGGGAUGAAUAAGCAGUGAAAUGUUUUAAGUCAAAAAAUAAGGUAGUAAGUAAUACAAGUUAUUUCCCCAAGAGUGAACACAAACUCUUUGUCUGCAACAACUUAAAUAAUUGAUUAAUUGCAAUCAAUUCAAAUUCUGUUAAGAUUUUUUUAACCUAACUUCUAAAUUAAACCAAGCCUAACCCUCUGACCUCAGAUAGAUGUUUGGAAGGGGCCACCUGCUCACAAGAGUAGUCAUUGGUUUGUCUCCCUACUUCUCAGGACAUGUUGAAUUCUCAGUUACUGCAGAGCCACUGGGGAAGGGAAAAGGUGGGUUCCUGAAGGAUGCUGGACCAGGAACCUGGUGGUGAUACCUCUGCCCUAGCUCAGUGUGCCAAAAUGUGGCAAGGACAUCUGGCAGCAGCCAAAACCUUCUGAGGUUUUUGUCCUUUCCACUUCCAGAACGGUCUUGUCUUUUGUGGUUGUGGUUCCCCAAAGUCUCAGCAACUCCUCGAUGAUAAAGAGCUUUCAAAAACCCAAAACAAACCACACCAAACACUUUGAACACUGGUGUUAAUCCUAUCCAAACAGCAAAUUUCUGAGCAGGCUCCUUGUCUGCUCAGAGGAUUCAAGUAGAAUGUGAAGUCUCUAAGAUAACACUACAUCCCACCAUGCUGGAGUCACCUUUUUAGACAAGGAGUCUGUUUUAACAUCAUGUAUAUAAUCAGUGUAUAUACAAACUGUAGGAGUCCUCUAUGUACUAUAUGUGUAUAUUGCUAUCCCAAAAAAGCACAUUUUUAAAGAAAAAGUUGAGUGCUGUGAAGAAUAAUUCCACUGGUCUGUGUGGGUGGAUAAAUAACCUUGUUUCAGCUGGCCCAUGGUUUGGUGGAGGUGUCACUGGAGAGGGACAGACUGAAGGUCAUUCCCUAGGGAAGAAGUUCCUUUUUCCUCUAACCUUUUUUUCCUUCUACCCAUCACCCAGUAAUUACAGAAGAAAAUGUGGUGCUGGAACAGUGCCAGCACUACCUCCAGACACAGUCCUGGAGCAUUUGCACCUAACUGGGAAUAUUCAGGAGUGCCUUCAUCUCCCCCUUCAUGCACAACAAAGGUCGUGCCACCAUUUUUGCUGCCUGUGCCCACGUUCUUCUUCUCACUUGCUCAGCUAAAACAUUUGGAUUUAUUUGACCUACCUCUUUUCACCUUCUGCAACUGAAUGUUCUUCUUGAUUAUUUUCAUUUUUUUGCAAUUCUCUGAAUUUAGGGUGAUUGUGUUUUUUUUUUUAAUUGCAUCUUAACCCUUUUUUCCACACUCCAGUGGUCAUCAAAAAUCAAUAUUCCAAGCAGAAUUCAGCCUUGCUGUCAGGCUCAGAACUUAUCUUAGACCAGCAGUUUCCUCUCAGGUUCUUCAGGUCUCUCAACCUCUUUUCUGAUGGAAAGGAUUCAAGGUAGAGUUCCCAACAGAUUAAGCCUGAAUGAUAAGCACUGUUUUAAUCAAUGAAUCCUCUUGCACAGCCAUUUGGGUGACAAAAUGUGGUUGAUGGCCUUCUAGGGGGUGAUGGUCUUUCACGGGUGUUUGCAGGAUCAGAAUGUCUUAUGUACUACCACAAAACACUCUUCAAAACUCUUGAUGUUGAUCAGUGGGAACUGGCAUUUAAUCCCUUGAUCUGGGGUGAUGUAGUUUAGCCACAAACCUCCACCUGAAAGAGGAUUCUAUGUGAAGUAUCUUUCCUAUAUGUUAUUUUUUUCAUGACAUUUCUUUUUCACUGUUAAUUUGGCGAAAAUGCUGUGCUCAAGCAUGACUUUCUUGCCUCAGAUUUGGUACUGCUUGAUUUAAAGUGCAUUGAUUUCAAGAGCAUUAAUUUCAAGAGCAUUUCACUUCCCACAAAGCACAGCUUUGGUUUUCCAGACCUCUCUUUAUCUUGAAAUAUUGAUUAUAAAGUUGAGCAAUUUCCCCACUCUGUGCCUUGAGCUGUUACUGAGGUAACUGACUCCUCAACUGCUUGUUUCUCUGAAACAAGUGUUUAAAAUGAGGGAUUCUUUUUAUUGCUCUUUCAUAAAAAGUUGGCUGUAGGUGCAUCAGAUUGUAAAAUCUCACUCCACAGAGUGAGAUUUGAAGUUCCUGGGGAAGAAAAAGCAAACAACACUGACCCACAGUGACUUUUGCAUAUAUAAGGCAUCUCAUAAAAGCACUCUUGGGAAGAAAUAAUGACAAAAAAUAAUUUAAAAUGAACCCCCUGAAAAAAUAAAUCCCACAAAUCACCCCCACUGCAAAGCCAGCACUUCAGAGGUGACUUCAGGCAGGUGCUGUCUGACCUACAAGAAGCAUCCAGGACAAGGUACAUGCUCCAUGUUCACCCCAAAUUUUGCUUUGAUGGUCUUUUUUUUUCUGUCUUUCAUUGGCAUUUUGCAUCUGAGGUUGCUUAUCUUGCAGCUGGCUGAGCUGUUGUAGCAGGUAGAAAAGAACAUGAGACCCCAAUUUCUGCAGUCCUACCUGAGAAAUAUUUUUGCUCCUACAACUUGUCCCACUGUCUUCUCCCCAUUCCCUGUUUUACUCCACCACUUUCUGUGAGUAAACCAGGAACAAAAUAUGGGCACGUUAGAGUUUCAGCUCUCUCAGUGGCUGCAUUUCCUGAUCCUGCCACUAAAACACUAAUCCCACAAUAAGUCUUUGCAAUAUGUGACCAUUUUUUUGGGCAAAAGACACAAGAGACAAAGAUGCACUUGAAACAACAGGUCCUUUCCCUCCAUGUUAAGCAGGCAAAAAUGAACAAACCUGUGCAAACUUGUUCUUUGAGACCACGUUUAACUGGAAAAAUCAGCAUUUUGCAUAUAAAGAGAAUCAAAAUUAAUUGCGUGAACUACCACGAGCCUUUUCCCUCUCACUUUAUUGAUCCACAGCCAUAAAUUCAGGUUUUUAUUUCCCUGCCAAAAGUUCUAGAAACGUGGAUGUUAAAUAAAACAAUCCAGAGGACAUAAUCCCCCAAUGAACAUACAAUUUAUAUGUGCCAGUAGACAAGAACUUUCAAAUUAAGUUGAAAUUAAUAGGAAAUAUACAUAUAUACUAAACAGUGCUACUACAGUGCAAUGUUUAUUUUGUUUGGGGGUUUUUUUGUGGGGGGUUGUGAAGUCUUAACAAGCAGAAGGUUUAAGCUGCUCUCAGAGAAGGUGAACAGUGUAGAUGAGAUACUGCUGGUUAUAAAAUAUUUUUCCAGUUUGAACAAAACUGAAAAAUACACUUCUGUUUAUAGGAAAAUGCUUGUAAUAGUCACUGUAAUAUUCAACUGUGGAUAAAAAAAACAAACAAACAACAAAAUUUGUCAAAUAAACACUUUUAAAGAAACUUUUGGUCAAAAAUGGGAAUGUAAAAAAUGUACCUUUCAAUGUUUACUUCUAUGUCUUGGAAGCACUUCUGUUAAAAAAUUACAAAGUACUUUACAAA
This is a messenger RNA of Apus apus (common swift), 10031 nucleotides long. Its product is annotated as unconventional myosin-Vb-like. The coding region runs from base 28 to 5571 and encodes 1847 amino acids. Lineage: Eukaryota; Metazoa; Chordata; Aves; Apodiformes; Apodidae. Gene Ontology annotation, cellular component: cytoplasm; vesicle; myosin complex. The record is from RefSeq and is a predicted model, not a curated record. The transcript is spliced from 40 exons. Gene Ontology annotation, molecular function: ATP binding; actin filament binding; microfilament motor activity. Gene Ontology annotation, biological process: vesicle transport along actin filament; actin filament organization.